CCGAACUUCGAAUUCUACAGAAUUGGCAACGAUGAAAGAAUUGGCAAGGAGACAUAUUCCUAAAUACUGGAGAGUGUGGCGGUCUGCUGAAGUUGUAGAAGAGGAACUCAGUGAUUAUGAAGAUUUAGACAUAAUAGAUCCAAUGCCAUAUGAUUUGGAUAUCACAUCUGUUGUGAAAGUUAAGAAUCCUUAUUUGUGGAGCUGCUACCAGCUAAAAAAGGCAGAGUACAGGAAACGAUAUGGCCACGUGUCGGAAGUAACCUUGUACCAUGCAACAGCAGAAGACAAUGUACAAUCCAUCAUCAGUGAGAACUUUAAUUGGAGGUUUUCUGUACGAACAAAAUUUGGCAGAGGUGUUAGCUUUAGUCCAGAUCCUAAGUACGCUAAUAGGCAUUGUAAUAGCAAUGCUGGCUGUGAGAGAGCUAUGAUAGUUGCAAGUGUACUGGUAUCAAAUACAUGCCAGGGUUCAUACUCUACUAAGAUACCCACCAAAGGUCACGAUACAACUGUUGGGAACAAGGACAAAGUUUAUGUUAAGUAUUCUGAUAACGAGUUUUAUCCAGAAUAUGUAAUAUAUUAUAAUGAUGAUUCAGAGCUGUACUGAAUGAUAGAUUUUAAUUGGCAUUGAUUCUUCCAUGUUUGUAUGUGUUUUGGGAAAUAUAAUUCUGGGGUGUACAAUAUCUUAUUCUACCUAAAGUUUAGUGCCAUUAUAUUCUUACCCUAUUUACAUAUUUAAAAAAUCUAUGGAAAAAUGUGU
Schistocerca nitens (vagrant locust) is the source of this 757-nucleotide messenger RNA. RefSeq names its product protein mono-ADP-ribosyltransferase TIPARP-like. Gene Ontology annotation, molecular function: NAD+ poly-ADP-ribosyltransferase activity. NCBI's taxonomy places the organism in Eukaryota, Metazoa, Arthropoda, Insecta, Orthoptera, Acrididae. The coding region runs from base 32 to 604 and encodes 190 amino acids. The transcript has 2 exons. The record is from RefSeq and is a predicted model, not a curated record.